Messenger RNA from Betta splendens (Siamese fighting fish), 1075 nucleotides. It is a transcript of the gene btf3, whose product is annotated as basic transcription factor 3. Lineage: Eukaryota; Metazoa; Chordata; Actinopteri; Anabantiformes; Osphronemidae. The record is from RefSeq and is a predicted model, not a curated record. The coding region runs from base 136 to 624 and encodes 162 amino acids. The transcript is spliced from 6 exons. Gene Ontology annotation, cellular component: nascent polypeptide-associated complex; cytosol.
UCAGACCUUUGCCUUCAAGGCUGCACUCAGGGCGGAAACAACCGAAGAAGAAACGCACUUUUUGACCUACGUCACUUCCCGCUUCCUCUCUCGCUUCCAUCUUGCUUCCCGCAUGUGUCUGCUGUUAGUUUACAGAUGAAAGAAACAAUUAUGAAUCAAGAAAAACUAGCCAAACUACAGGCACAAGUCCGCAUCGGUGGAAAGGGCACUGCUCGCAGAAAGAAGAAGGUUGUACACAGAACAGCAACUGCAGAUGAUAAGAAGCUGCAGUUCUCCUUAAAGAAACUCGGUGUCAACAACAUUUCUGGUAUUGAAGAGGUUAACAUGUUUACAAAUCAAGGAACAGUCAUCCACUUCAACAACCCCAAAGUGCAGGCCUCCCUCGCAGCGAACACCUUCACCAUCACUGGCCACGCCGAGACUAAGCAGCUGACCGAGAUGCUGCCCGGCAUCCUGAACCAGCUGGGAGCCGACAGCCUGACGAGCCUCAGGAGACUCGCCGAGGCUCUGCCCAAACAGGCUGCAGAUGGAAAAGCGCCGAUUGCUGCAGUAGAAGAGGAAGAUGAUGAUGUUCCAGAUCUGGUGGAGAAUUUUGAUGAAGCAUCCAAGGAUGAAGCUAACUAGAGGAAAUGGACUCCCUCAAAUAUGGGUCUUUGACAGAACCAUGUACACAAGAUGUUUUGUCUAUUUUGAGAGGAUGAAGUUUAUUAGAGACAGUAGAUGAGAUGAUGGGUAAUUUAUCAGCUUUCCCCCGUGUGUAAUCUGUGCAACACCUGAACAAAGCACCAUGAUAAUCUUACAUGAAUUAUUGGAGUAUUUUUUUUAUCUAGCCUAGGACUCACUAAAGUAUUAGACCUGAGUUAGUGGUGUUGAAACGUAAAGUAUUUUAGUGCUCAUUCCACCUCUUUGUCAUCAGACGCUUCACAGGCUUGUUGUGGUCUGUACGUCCAGAGUGAGAUUAUGUAAAAUGUGUUUAAGGCUCGUGUGUACAUCUGUUUCCUCAGUGUUACUGAACUGUAACUAUUGGUCUUGCUAAAAUCCAUCAUAUCUGGAAUAAACCUUUACUACUGUCAAA